This is a messenger RNA of Fonsecaea pedrosoi CBS 271.37, 1125 nucleotides long. RefSeq lists its product as uncharacterized. The transcript has 3 exons. NCBI's taxonomy places the organism in Eukaryota, Fungi, Ascomycota, Eurotiomycetes, Chaetothyriales, Herpotrichiellaceae. Bases 1 to 1125 code for a protein of 374 amino acids. The record is from RefSeq and is a predicted model, not a curated record.
AUGGCCAUACACGCUCUUCAGUUGUGUCUACUUUUAUUUGUCUGCUCAACUUCAGCCUUCAAACUCGACUUCUACCUCGAUGGCAAUUGUGCUGGAGAAUUUAUUGACUCCUGGAUUGGUGGGCCUGAUCAAGGCUGCAGGCAGGACUAUGUGGGUCUUGCAGAAGGUGUCCUUGUCAAGUCGACAGGGUCUGUGGACGAUGGCACUAUGGUGCAGUUCUACAGCUCAAAUGACUGCUCCCCAGGGACUGAGCUAUCGAACGCGGAUGAUGGCUGCAUCUCCAUCGACAAUGCCCUCGUCGGCGCGUACCACUCAUUCAGAGUCAUUCAUACAAGCGUACAGACACGCCGUGAGGCUCCUCCUCUCUAUAUGUCGUUCCACAAGCGUCGUCAAGACUUCAACGCUGCUUCAAUUACACCCGAUACCUCUAAGUCCUCUGACAGGGCUCAAGAGCCAGCGGCAUUCCAUGGAAUGAUGGCCAGUUUCGACGGAGUCGAGUAUCGAUGGCACCAGCUAGCUCCCGGGACCUGGGUCGGCAUCCUCCCAGAGGAAUGGGAUGAUAAUAUCCAUGUGAUGAAUAACAUGGGCCGGCUCAGCCAACCGACUACAACCUCCAUUACACCACGCGAGGUUCUAGACGAUCGCGAUCUCCUUCAAGCGAUCUGCCAGACAACGGCUACAUGUCUCGGAAAAGCAAAGGCUGGGACCGUCACCGUGAUCGACGUGGCUGGGCCUUAUUUCGAUAAAUUAAGAACCGUGGUGCAGCAAUCCGGUAGAGACGCUUGGGAAUUCUUGACAAGUGGUCCCUUUUUUCAGCAGUUGGUGACGAACACUAUUGCAGGCACGAUUGUUACCCCGUUUCAGGCUUUCGUCGGCGCGAAGAUUCAAGGUAGCAUAAGCCCCUCGGACGCAACGGCCUGCUCAACUCUCAAAGACGACAUCGACACGUUAAAAUCAAUGAUUCUCUCUCUGCAGUCGCAGGUGGCCGCAUUGCAGUCUAUCACCGUCAGUAUGUUACAGAAUGAUGCCGGAGAUGAAGUUUCUCGUCUCUCCAUGACGACUGUUGACUGCGGCAGUGCUGCCACCGGCGACACUUGUACCGUCCCUGCUGGCUUCUGCGCCUAA